AAACGUAAAAAGAAAAGUGGACCAACGCCCCAUUGCUGUAAACUCUGUGGUAAAGCCUUCCAAUCAGCCCAGAGGCUGAAGGCCCACCAGGUUGUUCACAGCGAGGAGAAACCCUACACCUGCGCUGACUGUGGCUCCUCAUUCAAACAGCUGACAGGGCUAAAAAUCCACCAGCGUAUUCACACCGGAGAGAAACCGUACAGCUGUGAUGAGUGUGGAGUUUCAUUCCCAUACCUAAACUCUCUGCAGAGUCACAAGAGGAUCCAUACAGGAGAAAAACCUUACAAGUGUGACGAUUGUGGGAAAUCUUUUAGAGUCUUGAGUUCCCUGACCACCCAUAGACGGAUACACACUGGGGAGAAGCCGUACGCCUGUGACCUGUGUGGGAAAAGUUAUUCCAUUUUAUUGGGUCUGCAACAUCACCGGCGCAGUCACACCGGAGAGAAACCCUACGCCUGUUCCAAGUGCGACAAAACGUUCAUGGGUAGCCCGGGUCUGAAGAUGCAUAUGUAUAGCCACCUGGAUGUGAAACCGUUCCAAUGUGGGCAGUGUGAUGCAGCCUUUAGUCAUCCAAAGUCUCUGAAACUCCACCAGCGUGCUCACUCUGGGUACCAGUGCGACAAGUGCGGAGCCUUGUUUCCCACGGCGCUGAUCCGAUCCAAUCAUAGACGCAGUCACAAAUGGAUUGAUAGUCUGCAGAGCAGCAGUCAUUUCAUGAAGAUGAAGAUGUCGAUGGCAGCCAUGUUUCCAGUGAAGAGUGAAGCAGCAGCAGCUGGAGCGAGUCGUCCUGCUGGGAUCCUUGAUCAGCGCGGCUCUGCUGGGUCCACUGCUUCCCCUUUGCUCCAGCUGGAGAUUAAAUCUGAAGUUAAACUGGAGAAAGACGCCAUUGGAGGACAUCAGUGACGUCAUCUCUUCAUUACAAUGAUGCUGUUUUUAUUUUCAUCAUUAUUGUGUCUUUUGUUCUUCCUGCAUGGAUUAAAUAAAUGUUAAUGCAUUUAAAGCUGGAAUCCAUCUGAUUAUUGUGACUAAAGUUGGUUCUUCUGUGUUUGUCUUUAAUGCAUCCAGAGAACAUUUGAUGGAACCGUGUGAAUAAACACGCCUGUUUUCCAUCUUUUUGCUGAGUCAGCGCCCCCUGGUUUCCAGGACUUCUGGUCCAAAAAGGUUCUUUGGUGAAUAUUUACAUGUUUCUUAAACUCCUCGAUGCUCAUAAAUUCAGCUUUAUCCUGUUUUUUUCCUGUUGUAGUUUGGAUCAGAGGUUCUACAGGAUUCCUAAAGACCUUUUAAACCUUUUCCUUGGACUUUUAGUCUUGUCCAGGAUCCGGUCUUUUGGUUUCUGUCUGUUAGCUGAUUGUUAGGUUUAUUCAUGAUGAUUAUAAAGUUAAUGUGUGUACAUAUGGAACAUUGGAGAAAUGAGAUGCUUCACUCUGUUUACUGCAAACUGU
Cyprinodon variegatus (sheepshead minnow) is the source of this 1442-nucleotide messenger RNA. RefSeq names its product zinc finger protein 239-like. NCBI's taxonomy places the organism in Eukaryota, Metazoa, Chordata, Actinopteri, Cyprinodontiformes, Cyprinodontidae. Gene Ontology annotation, biological process: regulation of transcription by RNA polymerase II. The transcript has a single exon. Gene Ontology annotation, cellular component: transcription regulator complex; PcG protein complex. Gene Ontology annotation, molecular function: DNA-binding transcription factor activity, RNA polymerase II-specific; RNA polymerase II cis-regulatory region sequence-specific DNA binding. The record is from RefSeq and is a predicted model, not a curated record. The annotation marks the transcript as partial.